CGGGCAAGCAGGUGAUGUCAUGACAUUGGCGGAUGUGCGCAGUAGAUUCCCCAAUCAACCGCCAGUGAGUGUGCAUAAAUAGUUGAAAUAGGAUUGACUGAGGGAGUGUUAGUUGCAUAUAUUUGGAUUUUUCAUUGUUUGCAUCUGCGUCUCGCUUUAGUAAAUUCUCAGAACACACUACUUAGGACUAUUCUGAUGCACAUCUGCGACCAAAUCCUACUCCCAGUUCAUGUGUGUGCUAUUCGUUUAAGUUAAGCCUUAAAAUGGCUUUAAAUAUCAUUGAUUUAGGGGGGAAAUACUGUUAUAUGGGCUCAAUCUGUAGUACUGACAUGUCAUUGUAUUUUAUAAAGACGAGGCUGAGCACCCCGCAUGGAACAUUAGAUGUCGCCAUUUUAACACAAAGAGACGGUUUGAAUUGACAGGCAAGAGUCGAUGCUUAAAUGAUGGACAGAUAAAUCAUUUAUCCAGGUUUCUUGAUAGAAAACAAAUUCUGCUCACAUCAAAACACUCGUAGUAAAGACAAGUUGAAGAAUCAUAAUAUCAUGUGGAAACAUAUAUUAUCAUAUAAUUGGAUUUAUCAACUUUUAAUGUGUAACCAGGAGGUUAUGUGCAUAGGACACUCAAAUAAAAAUGAUAACAGUUUCAUCUAUAUCAGGAAAGGACCUGAUGUAAAAUGGCAUUCUGAACAUUAAGUAUCAUCUUAAGACAUGUACAUGCAAUUUAGUAUACAUAUCUAAAACUGAACUUCAUUUUGUGAGUGUUUAUGACAAGUUCAUCUACUGAAGUAGAUUCAUAUAUAUAUAUAUAUAUAUAUAUAUAUAAUACAUACAUCAAUAAUCAUGGGUAUUGAAUUGUACAGUAAUAUUAAAGACUUUCAGGAAGGAGAAAAAAGGGUAGGAAAGAAAGGAAGAACCUUUUAUAAAUGGAAUGGGUCGUCUGGUAUAAAGAGCGAUCCAAAGUUCAUUAAAUCAAGGCAGAAUGUUUCUGAUGGCAUUAACACAAGACCUACUAAACUGAAGAGAAAACCUGAUCACUCAUUGCCUACUCAACGUAAGCAGCUUUGCCUUGAAUCUGUUGUUUCAAAAUUAUGGCCGUUUUUCAGGCGAAGUGACAAAGAUAGUUGUGACUUUACAGAAGGAGAAAACACAAAAGAAUUCAAGAGAAACCAGAACUAUAAUCUUUUUGAUGCUCAACCUGGGAUCAAAAAAGAUUCAAACAUAAAAGUCCCCAGAGUUGUGUCUUGGAUUAAAGCAAGGCCAGGCAAAAGGAAGGAUUAUGAAAGUCAUGAAGCUGAAAAGCAUGAAAUUGAUGAAUUAAUUAAAGAAGUUAAACAAGAUUAUGAACAUACUGAUUCAAAAGAGUUGUCUGAUAAAAGUUGGAGUGAAAAACUGCAGAAGAAUCGGGCUAAUAAAGUCAUAAAAGCAACUCUUCAGGGCACACCAAUGAUGAAUGACAGAAACGUACAUAAAGAAAAUGACAAUUUUUCUCAAAGAUCAAAAAUGCUUGUAAUUUUUCGUGAAAAAGGGCUAAAGAAGAAAUUCAGGCAUGAAUUUGGACAUCUUUCAAUUAAAGAUGUAUCAGUGAAUAUGGCUGAAGUACACUGUAUCCACUCACCUGUUGCAUUAACAGAAAAGGUGCCAGAGACCGAUUUAUUCAUAAUGCUUGAAAAACGAUUAAAUGUUACAAGAACACGAGAUGGCAAGGAACUCCAGACCAUGGCUGAAAGUCAUGAAAUUCGAGAGCCUGAACAAGGUUCACCUAAUGGACUUCAAAGCAUCAGUUUCAAACAAGAAGUAACCCUUAGCCCAAAGAGACUAUACGAUGAAAGUUAUGUUGCGAUUGACCGUAGUGAAAAUUCAUCUACGAAUAGCAUUGAGAUAGAGCAUAACAGUGGAAAAAAUGAGAAACUAGCUUUAAGGCUCUCAGUUGUAGGUGUCCAGAGUGUUCUUGAUCAAGGACAUGUGGAGGAUAGAGAUUCGGAAAAGCAAAAGAAAUUUGUUGGGAAUAAAGAACAUGAAGAUACAGAUCAAUUCCAUCAUGUUGUUAAGCAGAUUUCAAGCUCACAAACCGAACAUAUUAAAUCUGAGACUAGCAUACAAGUCUUAACAUUGAACGAUGUAAUUGACAGGCUAUCCAGAGGUGAACGAGUGAAUCCGAAGGAGAGCAUGAAAUACGAAACACUGCGACUCUGCACUUUCCGUACAUACCCGUCGCAAGGCAAGCCUUCAGCUAUGAAAUUUGCAGGGGCAGGAUUCUAUUAUGCAUCAAACGCUGAUGAAGUAAUAUGCUAUGUUUGCGCAAAACGCAUAAGCAACUGGCGUGAAAAUGAUGAUCCGAUGGCUGCACAUAAAAGAAUCACGCCCGAAUGUAAAUUUCAUACAAACAACAGUGAGGUUAAUAUUAAAACAGAAACUGGUCAGUCAGAGUUGUAUGCAAGAAUUUCUUCAGUUGUUGAAAACUUGAGCACUGCUGGAAGAACCAAUACGGGAACAGGUGCGUCGAAUGCCAGAGAUGAAACACAAGAUGUUGGCCCCUUGCCAACCCCAGCAAAGGAAGAACAUGAUAAUAUUACUGUUGUCAGUGACAACAUGCGUAAAGAAAAUGAUGGAUCAGUCAAACAUGACGGCAAAAGUGCGAAAACAAGUAAUGAUCUUGAAAAGGACUGUGAAUUAAGUGUAAAUCAAAGAGGAUCUGACCACCGCAUGAAUGGUGCUUUCGCAUUUGUUGACACUCCAAAACAGCCAUCUUCCCUUCCAUGGAGUUCAUCUGAAGUUAAAGAACCUGCAAAAUUUGAGUCUUUGCCUCAGUGGACAAAUGAGUCGAAUCAAAGACCAGAUGUUGGAAACAGAAACAUUGCCAACAUGAAGACACCUGCAGUAGCUGUUGUUGUUAAGAAAGUUGAAAACCAGACAGGAGUGAUGGUUUCGUCACUGGUGGACAUUCCCGAGGUGGACACCACCCCUUCCCAACCUACAGAUGAUGACCAGCCACAAGCAGAAAAUAUGCAGGGUGCGGAUCAUGGCAGGGAUCCCACAAACACACAGUCAUCCAAUGUUUCCCACGACAAUCAAUCCAGCGGCUCUAGUGAGUCAGUUAAGAAUAAUUCCAGCCAAUACCACAAUAGCAGUACUGCAGAAACAGAGCGUCAAACUUCUACCCCAAAUUCGCGCCGCAUUCGCAGAGGGCCUGGGGAGGAUAGAAACAAUGGAAUGUUUGGGUCACAAAACCAGAGCUCUCUGGCAGCACAAACAAACUCUGCCACCUCAGAAACAUCUCAUGCUGUGCCCCUGGAGGUACGAAAGUUCCUUCCCAAAUACGCCCGAUAUGCGACUGUGACAGCUCGGGAGAGCAGCUUUAACACGUGUCCAGAGAUCCAUGUGUCCCCUCAUGUUCUAGCAGAGGCCGGCUUCUUCUAUGCCGGGACAGCGGACUGCUCCCGCUGCUUUCACUGCGGGAUAGGGCUUCGACACUGGUCACGAGAGGACGACCCGUGGACUGAGCAUGCAAGGUUUUCACUGGAAUGUCAGUAUGUCAUCGCCCACAAGGGCAUGGAGUUUAUCAACCUCGUUAAACUCGCUUUGGACCUCACAGAAGAGAGCUCUGAAGACACCGACAGACAGAUGCCUGGAAAUCAGGAUGAGACAUCAUCAUCUACAGCAACAACAACAACAACAACAACAGAAGAAACAGCCCAAAACACGACAGUUGAACCGAACAGGUCCACUGAUGUUCUCUCCACGGGAGCUGCCCAGAGUGUGCUUCAGAUGGGUUACAGUGAAACUAUGGUGCGGCAAGCCAUCACACGCUGUGAGGGAAAAUAUGGACUUGCUGGCCUUACUGGGGAAAAUAUCAUGGAGGAAGUGUUUGCUAUUGAAGAAGGGACAAGUGAAUCAACAGAGAUACCAAUUGAAAGUGCAACAAACACAUCAUCAACCACAACAGAUACGAGGUCUUCAAGCACGCCUGCCUCUGAAGACAGAAACUCCGUUUCUCCAAUGACAUCUCUGCCACCAAGCGCCCACAUGGGCCACUCCGCACCUAUUCAAGGCAAUCUUCUCUCCUUGCCGGUCACACGACAUGCUAUUUCUGAGGAGGUACCAAGUACCAAAGAGGCAGAGUCAGAUGGCUCUCGUAUUGACCAUAGGCGCAGACUGGUUAUGGAGAACAAGAACAUGAAGAAGGACAACCUGUGCUCCAAGUGCAAGCAGCGGGAUAUCUGCAUCGUAUUUCUUCCGUGUGGCCACUUAAUUACAUGCGAGGCAUGUGGUAACACGUUGAGGCAAUGUUUUUCCUGUGGAGCCCGUGUGCGUGGCACCGUGCGCACGUAUCGAGCAUGAGCAUAUAAUUUGACAACUAUUGUCAGUUAUUCUCACUAUUAUGUUGUCAAGAAGCUCAGCAUAUACUUAAGUUCACCGCCAUAUUUUUAAUCUAGUUCAAAAGAUCAGCACCAAAUACAAAUAACGUUUUGUUUGUCGGUAUUUUUUAGCCAAAUCUGCUAAAGCUGCGCUUUUUAUAAAGCUACAUUUUUAUUUGUCACUGGUAGGAAAAUAUAGACUCCAGUAAAAAGUUACAAGUGUAUUUUGAGCAUUAUUGAAAAAAAAAGAUCUUCAAACAUGUGAAAGGCAGUAUUCCAUCAAACAUGAAACAUGAAAAUAGUAUAUCACAAGACAACCAUUUCUGAGUUUAAAACAUACUCAUGACCUGGACAUGGGGAAAAGCGUCAUAUCACUUGCAGACUGUUGCUUAUUUUGAUAGAUCCUGGCCAAACUCCUUCUGCAAGCAACCGCAACUCCUUCGCGUUGAGAGGGAGGAGAGAACUUUGUUAAAGCACAAAGACUGUGUUAUUGAGUGUGAAAUUGACACUAUGUACAACUCCGUCUUUGAUGUUGAACAUUUUUAAAAUUUGCUACCUACAGCAAUGGCUACCAAGGCAGGUCGGAAAGCAAAGUUUUAAUGCAUCUAGACGAAAAAGAGAAAAUCAGAAGUGAAAUAUGUACAUUGUGUGAUGGAUUAUUUAAUUAAACUUCACAAUUCCAGUUCUUAAAUGAGAGUUUGGGGAUGUUCCUCAUGCUGCAUCCACUUUUUGACGUGUUGAUUACAGUCAAAUAUAUGCCGGUUAUGCAUAUUCUUGAUGCGCUUAAUUGUAUUAGUGUAGUUAAGUGUAAACUUAUAUGAUGGAGACCUUCCAAAGUUUUAUCGUACCUGUAAAUAUUUAUGAACAUAACAGGAGUUAUUUUCAGAAAGGUGUUCAAGUUGGUAGUUAUUGAAACUAAAAUGAUGCUUAAUUUUGUACAUUAUUUUAUCAUCCAAUCAUCAUCAUGUGAUUUUCGUAAAUACAUAUAUACUACUUUUACUAUUAAAAGUAUUUGGCUGAUUAUAAAGUUAGCAAGACUUGAUAUUGACAUUCAACUGACAUUCAUAAAUAUUGACUAACGUUCAAUUUUAAAUAAAUGAUUUCCAGCUAUGUGUUUAUGUACCUUUCUGAUUGUACUAAAUGGACCAUUAACAUCAUUGAGAUAAAGGAGUAACAUAAUUAAGAAUACUUGCUCUUCUUAUGUCCUAUAUUGAAUAUUGUGCCAUUUUGUAUUAUUGUUGUACUUUGUAAUUGUUAACAAUAUGCUUUCAUUUUUCUUGUAAUUAUUGGGAAGAACAACAUUUAAAGAAACAUUUUUUGAGGAGAAACUGGUAUUUGAUCGCAUUGUGGCAUUCAUAUAUUAAAGGCUACCUUGAAAUUAGAAACUAAUCUUAAAUAUCCUUGGGAUCAAAUUUUUCAUAUAUUUGUAGCAUUUAACGGAAUAAGUAAUUAUUUUAAAGUGCACAUUAUGGAUAAUUAUUGGUCAUAAUAAGUAUUAAAGGAAAUAUUUUGACAUCUAUAAUAUUAAAAUAAUAUGCCAGGACAUCUAAAGUCUGUAAAAGUUCAUGUCAUUUUCAUAAAUGAGAACAUCUAAACAUGUCUGAUGGUCGAAGAAAACAAUUUAAGAUAUUGUCAUUGUCUAUGUCCCCAGCCUCAUGUGAAAACGUUUGACAUCGGCCAUAAAUCCUAAACCAUCUAAGAUAUUAAAACAAAAUGCACAUAGGGGCCAAGGGCCAUAAAUAUGUUGGGUUAAGUGAUGCCCCUUGUGAAAAAGCAGACAAGCGUUGGCAUGUACUGCUCUGCACACUUACUAUGCUGAUAUUAUACAUUCUGAAGAAAAACUUGUGAUAAAGGAUAUAUGGGGGAAAACUAUCUUUACUGUGAUAUCUUUACAAUUACAAUGUUCACCUAAUAUGUUGAAAAUAUUCAUACUAAUCCGGCAAACUUUGAAAUUUGUUAUUACAUGAUGCUUGCUUAAAUCUUAUACAUGCUUUGAAUUUAAUAUCAUACUAUAUAUCUAUAUCUGAGGUUAUGAUUAUGAACAUUGUCAAGUCUUAGUUCAUACUCAAGCGGCAAAACUGCAAGUACUCAGUUCUUUGUAACUUUCCUUCUUGUCGAUGGUGAAAUUUGCUGAAUAUUUUUACUAUUCAAAUUAAGCAAUUAUUCACAUUCAUAUUUUUAUAAUAAAUGGAAUAGAGACCAUUUUUUUCAAUUUGAUAAAGUGCAUUUCUGAGCCUUUCACGUAGUUAAGACUUAGACUUUUCAUAAUCAUGGCCCUGAAGUUAACCUUUUUUAAUGCAGUGGAUAUUAUUAAGUAUCAUCACUAUAAUACAUGUGGUUAAAAUUAUAUUCAAUCAUAGGUACCGUAUUUUCUCGACUAUAAGACGGGGAAAUUGGGUCCCGAUUUUUACCCCCAAAGUAGGGGACCCGUCUUAUAAGCGAGUCGAUAAAAUAUUAAAAAAAGAUUCAAGUCAAAAUCAGUAAAAUUUUACAUAGGGUAUUCGUCUAUCCAGUAUAUCGUCUGCUGAUACAAGUAUGGGGCAAUUAAGUAAACAACAACACGAAAUAUCUUCACCGCGCGUGCUCUGACGUCACACAGUGUACCGUUAUAUCUGCAUUUUUUCUCAUGGCGCGUGUCAGUAUAAUUAGUUUGACAGAUAUAUCAAAUCAAUAAAU
This is a messenger RNA of Mya arenaria, 7030 nucleotides long. RefSeq lists its product as uncharacterized. The transcript has 8 exons. The record is from RefSeq and is a predicted model, not a curated record. Gene Ontology annotation, cellular component: nucleus; spindle microtubule; cytoplasm. Lineage: Eukaryota; Metazoa; Mollusca; Bivalvia; Myida; Myidae. The coding region runs from base 840 to 4337 and encodes 1165 amino acids. Gene Ontology annotation, biological process: regulation of cell cycle.